AUGCUUAUUGGCUAUACGCGUCAUGCAUGUUUCAAAAAAUUUCAAACAUCUAAUUCUAGCUCUAUUCCAUAUUUUCUGCAAGGCCGUAUUCCUUCCUCAUUAUGCAAUUUAAGUUCCCUUUGGGACCUCUCUUUAUGGAACAAUAGUUUGGAUGGAACAAUUCCGGAAUGCAUUGGAAAUUUGAGUUCUCUUUCUGUGCUCGACUUAGGGAUGAAUAAUUUUCAUGGUAAAAUACCUGAAAAUUUUGUUAAAGGUUGCUCGAUACUCAGCUUUCGAAUCAAGAACAACCAAAUAGAAGGGUCAUUACCACGAUCUUUGGGUAAUUGUAAAGACUUGAAGCUUCUCGACUUUGGAAACAACUAUUUGAAUGACACUUUCCCAAACUGGUUAGGAAAUUUGGAUCAGUUACAAGUGCUUAACUUGAGAUCAAAUAGAUUCUAUGGUAAGGUGGAUAGCUCUGAUGUUACCUUCACUCGUUUGCGUGUCAUUGAUGUUUCUCGUAAUAACUUCAAUGGCUAUCUACCUAUGAACUUUUUCGAAAAUUUGCAUGCCAUUAGAGAAGUGAAUGAAAAGAAAGUUAAACAAGAGUACAUGAUGGAUAUAAUAGAUGAUGGAACAAUAUAUAAUGUGCUAAGUUUAUCGUUUACAACAAAAGGGUUGGAAACAGAGUUUGGGAAACUAUCAACCAUAUGGACAAUUAUCGACUUUUCCAACAACCAAUUCUCCGGAGAAAUUCCAAAGACACUUGGAGAGCUUCAUUCACUGAUUGUCCUAAACCUCUCUCAUAAUUGUUUAACAGGUCCUAUCCCAUCAUCAUUUGGUGAUUUGUCGGAGCUUGAAUCAUUAGAUCUCUCAUCAAAUAAGCUCCAUGGAAGAAUUCCAACAGAGUUUAAAAAUCUUGGAUUCUUGGAGGUGUUAAACCUUUCCCAUAAUAAUCUAGAGGGACCCAUUCCUCAAGGCAAACAGUUUGAUACUUUCACUAAUGAUUCCUAUAUAGGAAACCUGGGCUUAUGUGGGCUGCCAUUAUCAAAAAGCUGCGAUAAUGGUGAGAAAAAUCCAGUUAGAUUUGAUACAGAUGAUGAUGAUGAUGAUGGAUUGAACUGGAAAUUUUCAAUAUUAAUGGGUUAUGGAUGUGGAUUGGUGCUGGGAUUGAGCAUGGGAUACAUUGUAUUCACAACUGGAAGACCAUGGUGGUUCAUUAGGACCUAUGAGAGAGUUCAACAAAGAUUUGCAAAAAAGGUAAAAAAGAGAACUCUUUGAAGGAUUUUUGUUGUAGAGCAAACAUUGGAGA
Molecule: messenger RNA, 1291 nt
Organism: Hibiscus syriacus
Lineage: Eukaryota; Viridiplantae; Streptophyta; Magnoliopsida; Malvales; Malvaceae
Product: receptor-like protein 9DC3
Exons: 1
Coding region: 1-1260 (419 amino acids)
Molecular function (GO): protein binding
Source: RefSeq, a predicted model, not a curated record